GUAUCAGUUGUGCAACUAUCUCCAACUCAGCUGUCAGUAGAUGUAUUCUCUGGGGGCAGUCACUUAGAGCUACGGGCAGAAAUUCAAGUGCGAGGCGUCCAUAACUCGGUGGAUCACCUUCUGCUGUGGAAUAUGAAGAAGAUGGUUGUUUAUGAAAUAACUUCUGAUGCUACUCAUCUUCGAGUUGUUGCAUCAUUCCCAUGUGAAGCUGAAAGUGCAGUCUUACACAGUAGUGUAUAUUCCAUUAGAGUGGCAGUAUUCAAGUCGUUCCUCAAGGGUACAGUGAAGCAGACCCUCAACUUCACAGAGAGUGGUGAACCAAUCGACCUUGAU
Molecule: messenger RNA, 333 nt
Organism: Homarus americanus (American lobster)
Lineage: Eukaryota; Metazoa; Arthropoda; Malacostraca; Decapoda; Nephropidae
Exons: 2
Source: RefSeq, a predicted model, not a curated record